Messenger RNA from Fulmarus glacialis (Northern fulmar), 515 nucleotides. RefSeq names its product homeobox protein Nkx-2.6-like. Gene Ontology annotation, biological process: cell differentiation; regulation of transcription by RNA polymerase II. Gene Ontology annotation, molecular function: DNA-binding transcription factor activity, RNA polymerase II-specific; RNA polymerase II cis-regulatory region sequence-specific DNA binding. The record is from RefSeq and is a predicted model, not a curated record. The annotation marks the transcript as partial. Lineage: Eukaryota; Metazoa; Chordata; Aves; Procellariiformes; Procellariidae. The transcript has a single exon. Gene Ontology annotation, cellular component: nucleus.
GAAAAUGUUUGCUCGCCCACCCUUUCGAGGCAGACGAGAAGAAAGCCGACCCCUGCCACCACCCCAAGACCAAGCAGCGACAGCGGAGAAAACCCCGAGUUUUAUUCUCCCAAGCUCAGGUGUUCGAACUGGAGCGGCGAUUUAAGCAACAGAAAUACCUCUCUGCUCCGGAAAGGGAGCAUCUAGCCAGCGUGCUCAAACUCACCUCCACGCAGGUGAAAAUCUGGUUCCAAAACCGGAGGUACAAAUGCAAGAGGCAAAGGCAGGAUAAAUCCCUGGAGCUGGCUGCCCACCCGCUGCCCCCGCGGAGGGUGGCAGUGCCCGUGCUGGUCAGGGACGGCAAACCCUGUCUUGGGGGCUCCCAGCCCUACCCAGCUCCCUACAGCAUCACCGCCAGCCCUUACUCCUAUAGCUCCUACUACAGUGCCUAUAGCAGCAGCCCGUAUGGAGCUAGCUACGGGGGGAACUACGCCAGGGUGCCCCCCACCGCCGCCCCCGGCAGCCCUGCCAUGAAC